Molecule: messenger RNA, 2348 nt
Organism: Hirundo rustica (Barn swallow)
Lineage: Eukaryota; Metazoa; Chordata; Aves; Passeriformes; Hirundinidae
Gene: SNU13
Product: small nuclear ribonucleoprotein 13
Exons: 3
Coding region: 83-469 (128 amino acids)
Biological process (GO): ribosome biogenesis; mRNA splicing, via spliceosome; maturation of SSU-rRNA
Cellular component (GO): U4/U6 x U5 tri-snRNP complex; small-subunit processome; box C/D methylation guide snoRNP complex
Molecular function (GO): RNA binding
Source: RefSeq, a predicted model, not a curated record
CCUUCCGGCGGCCGCCGCGGGAGCGCUUCCGCCUCUUCCCUUGCAGCGCGCUCGGGCCGACAGCAGCGACCGCGCCGCGGCCAUGAGUGAGGCAGAAGUGAAUCCCAAAGCUUACCCACUAGCUGAUGCACAGCUCACCAAAACACUGCUGGAUCUUGUGCAGCAAUCCUGCAACUAUAAGCAGCUACGCAAGGGAGCCAAUGAAGCCACCAAAACACUGAACAGAGGGAUAGCAGAGUUCAUUGUGAUGGCAGCAGAUGCGGAGCCCUUGGAGAUCAUCUUGCACCUCCCUCUUCUCUGUGAGGACAAGAACGUACCUUAUGUGUUUGUGCGCUCCAAGCAAGCCCUGGGCCGGGCAUGCGGUGUUUCCCGGCCUGUUAUUGCCUGCUCCAUCACCAUCAAGGAGGGAUCACAGCUAAAGCCUCAGAUCCAGUCUGUACAGCAAGCUAUAGAAAGACUGUUGGUCUAAGUGCCCAUGAGUGUGUGUGUGUGUGUGAAAAGUGCAGAUUAGGGGAAAUUAAUGUUUAGCUUUAGUUGAGAUGAUAGUUUUGAUAUCAAUGUUUCAUUUCAAAAUGCUAUAUUUUUGUUUAAUAAUGGCUUAAUUCUUAGUGUUUCUGCUUCCUAUCCCUCCCCUUUUCUAUUAUUCCGCUCCAAUAUAUUCAUUCUCAUUGUAUGACUUCUUGAAAAGUGACUGCACAACUGUGUUUUCUGUUUAAAAGAAGGACAGAAAAAAAAGUCCCCUCCUUGUCUUCCUUGUGUGCCCACUCAGGGCUUUUUUAACCCACCCAUCAGCUUUCUCUGUGUUGCAGUAAUUCUGCUAACCUUCAGCCUCCAGCAGGUGUAACUCAGCAUUUCUGAAUGGUUUAGGCUACUGAGGAAAAAAUACAGCCCUGUGUUCAGGCUGCUGGAGUCAUAAUCAGUGAGUAGCACAGCCCUUGUUCUUGAAACCAGACAAGAUACUUCUGUAAGAGAUGCACAGAGAGCAGAAAUCUUAUGGCAGUACACAAGGGGAAUUCUUCAUUAUUUCUAAAUACUGACUUUUUAAGAAAAAAUAAAAAUGCUGCAAAGCUACAUAGAAUUUUCAUUCUCUUGGUGAAGUAUUUGCAACUAACUGGAGUUAGCUAAACUCACAGGUUGCCUAAAGGCUAUUGCAAUGCAGUAAUUUUUACUCCUUUAGUUUUCUUUGCAUGGACUGUUACCACUGAGGUUGGGGUUCCUAGGGGAAGUUAAGUACAAAAGACAUGGCAGAGAGAAGCCUGUUGUGGCUGCUGAGUGUGGGAACUGGCAGUGGUCAGAAGAUAGAUUUUUGGCUCCAGGCAGUACCUUGAAGCCUGUGGGGAAAGCCAAGUACAUAACUCUCUCGCUUGGGCCUGGGAAAUCAUAAGGAGGAACCCAAAACAAUCCUCGUAGAUAGCAUCUUCCUGACACACGGUGUUUUUCCAAGUUGUUUACCGGUAAAGAUGUUUUCAAGAAGGUGUAGGUUCUAAAUGACCAAUAAUAUUAGUUGUACCAAAUACCAUGUAAAAGGCCCUGUUCUCAGUAAACCUUUGCUAUAAUGCCCUCCGAAGAAACCAGAGUUCUAUGUAUUGUUAUUUGAGCCAUCCCUAACAAUAGAUGAGCACCCUACAUCUGGUUAAUUUUAAAAACUGCCAUGGCUUUUAGCUACUGCACUGUAGUCACCUGACUGAAGAUGAACACUUUUAAGUCAUGGCCAAGGAAACAAGUAAUUUUUCAGAUAAAUUAAUGUGUGUCUCAAGGAGAGAAUGCUAUAUUAUCUCAUGUCCUGGAAAAGCAGCAUGGAGCACCAACAGCAAUCUGCAUUAGUGGUGGUUUUAUGGACCUAGUUUUAGUUAAAUGCAUAUUGUAUAAUAAAUCCACUUCUGCUCUGAUUAGAAAAGUUUAAACCCCUGUAUUAGAAUAUCAAACCUGUUACCUAUUGCAGGAUGCCAAAUCAAAAUAGUGUGGAAACUCCAUUAGGUGCAAUAGCUGAAGGGAACAUAGAUUUUCCUGUAAUGUUUCCAUAGAGGCAUUAACUUCAUACCUUUACUAAGUACAAUCCCAAGCAGAUGAAAUCAGCUCAUGAAAGACUGAAGACAUCAUGUUUGUAUGUUUUGUAAAUAGCUGAUACCAUUAAUCCUUGCUGGGGUGAACUUGAUACAAAUACUUCAGAAUCUUUUUAUUUGUAUGAGGUUUAGAAGGGCUCCUGUUCCCUUCUACUGAUGCUGAUGGUUCAGCUAGUUGUGUUUAGAACUACAGCUUUGCCAGGAAUUUGCCCUAUUGUACCAAGACAGCUGAUGUAAGAGAAAGCACACAAGGAGCAGAAAUAAAGGAUAUUUGAGCAAGCAAAA